GGCUUAGCCACACACAUAUACACACUGGUCGACGCUGCGGACUGUUGUUGUUCUGAAGCUAAGCUAACUGAAGAUGUCAGGCAGCUCGAGCCGUUAACCUCGCAGCUGGGGACGUUGGUUAACUCUGACGGGGUGGAUGUUAGCUGUUAGCGCACUGUAAGCAGGUAGAUUACAGCAGAUGCUACGCUAACAGAUCGCUGUUCCCGGGUGGAUCAGUUUAUCUAAGAUGCAGCCAUUAUCUGCUCCAGCUGCUCGCUGACCUCAUCAUCAUCACCAUCAUCACCUAUCUCACCUGCCCCCCCCUCAUCAGGGUGAUGUCGGCCCUCAGAUCUGGCUGCAGGCUGCAGACUGUACUCUACCUGCUUUCUCUCUCAGGAUGCAUUGCAGCAUCUCAGAGGAACGACAACUUGUACGUUUCAGGGAUUUCUAACGCCUGUGGCGAGGGGGCGGAACUCCUGAGAGCCUCCAGCGGCGUCAUCAGCAGCCCGGGCUGGCCCCUCAGGUACCAGGAGAGACUGAACUGCAGCUGGAGCAUCAGAGGGAGACCAGGAGACACUGUCACUGUCAGCUUCCAGGACUUUGAUCUGCAGUCCUCCCACCGCUGUGCUGCAGACUGGAUGUCUGUGGGAAGCUUUCGGAGUCUGGAGGGUCUGAGGGUCUGCGGCUCAUCGCUGCCGCAACCCUACAUCUCAUCUCAGGACCACGUCUGGAUCCACUUCCACUCCGACAGCGACAGCGUGACGGGGAAGGGCUUCAGGCUGUCCUACAUCACCGGUUCUCUCUUGGCCCCGGGCUGUGACGUGGACCAGUUCCACUGCUCUAAUGGGAAGUGCAUCCCUGACUGGUGGCGCUGUAACUCGAUGGAUGAGUGUGGAGAUAACUCAGACGAAGAGCUGUGCCUCGACUCCCCCCUAUCCUUCACCCCCUGUGGCCUGCACCAGUUCCCCUGCCUGUCCCGCUACACCCGCAUCUACACCUGCCUCCCCCACAGCUUGCGCUGUGACGGGACCAUUGACUGCCAGGACCUGGGGGACGAGAUUGACUGUGAGGUUCCGUCCUGCGGAGAGAGACUCAGGAACUUCUACGGUUCCUUCAGCUCCCCCAACUACCCUGAUUUCUACCCCCCUGGCAGCAACUGCUCCUGGACCAUCGACACCGGGGACCCCCGCAAGGUUGUCCUGAGGUUCACAGACUUUAAGCUGGAUGGGACGGGGUAUGGAGAUUACGUGAAGGUGUACGACGGUCUUGAGGAAAACCCCCGCCGACUCCUGCGUGUCCUUACCGCCUUCGAUUCCCGGGCUCCAGUCGCCGUGGUUUCCUCCUCCGGACAGCUGCGCAUCCACUUCUACGCCGACAAGAUCAACGCUGCCAGAGGCUUCAACGCCACCUACCAGGUGGACGGGUUCUGCCUGCCCUGGGAGGUUCCCUGCGGGGGGAACUGGGGAUGCUACACAGAGCAGCAGCGCUGUGACGGUUACUGGCACUGUCCAAACGGACGGGACGAGCUGAACUGUUCUUCUUGUCAGGAAGAUGAGUUCCCCUGCUCCAGAAACGGAGCGUGUUACCCUCGAUCGGACCGCUGCAACUACCAGAACCGCUGCCCCAAUGGAUCCGAUGAGAAGAACUGCUUCUUCUGCCAGCCCGGGAACUUCCACUGCAAGAAUAACCGCUGUGUGUUUGAGUCGUGGGUUUGUGACGCGCAGGAUGACUGCGGCGAUGGCAGCGAUGAGGAGAGCUGUCCGGUCAUCGUUCCCACCAGAGUAAUUACCGCCGCCGUCAUCGGCAGCCUGAUCUGCGGCCUGCUGCUCGUCAUCGCGCUCGGCUGCACCUGCAAGCUCUACUCGCUGCGCAUGUUUGAACGCAGGUCCUUUGAAACGCAGUUGUCCAGGGUGGAGGCGGAGCUCCUGAGGAGAGAGGCCCCGCCAUCUUAUGGUCAGCUGAUUGCCCAGGGUCUGAUCCCGCCGGUGGAAGAUUUCCCAGUGUGCUCUGGGAGCCAGGCGUCGGUCCUGGAGAACCUCCGGCUGGCGGUCCGCUCUCAGCUCGGCUUCACCUCCCUGAGGCUGCCCUCUUCUGGUCGCCAUAGCAACCUUUGGCGCCGCCUUUUCACAUUCUCGCGCUCUCGGCGCUCCGGUUCUCUGGCGCUGGUCUCGGCUGACCUGGAAGACGCAGGCAGCUCUGGCAGCUCUGACCUGCUGACCCCGGACUCUGAUGACACCGACACGGAGGGUGAGCGAAGUGGGUUGAGGGAGCGCGGCGUUGGUGCAGUGGGAGGGCCCGUGGCCCCGCUUCCACAGAAAACUCCACCCUCUACAGGUGUGGAGGCCGUGGUUUCCGUGACAAUGUCUGCACCCCCAGUCACCCUGACUGCCACCUGUGACCACGGCCGGAACCGGGAGGCCCACCCCCCCUCCAGCCCUGUCAACGCGGUAACCUCUGGUCCUGAUCCUGAGUGUCACGUCGAUGGCCCGGAGGCUCUGCCCCCCUCCGCCCUGCAGCGAUUGGCCCAGAACCUGACCCGCCUCGCCCGCCGUCUGAGCAGGUCCGGCCCGCAGGACUGGACCAAUCACAGUCCUCUGCGCCAGCUGGAGACAGGAAGAGGCGGGGCCGAGGCCGGCGAGCAGCGAAGCAGAGAAGAAGAAGAAGACGUGGAGCUGCUGAUCCCCGUCUCAGACUCUGACUCUGCGUCCUCAUCCUCAUUGGACGCCAGGCAGCCGCUCCUGGAACCACAACCCUCUUACAGCACAUGCCAUGCCCCCCUCCAUCACCGCGGUAACGUUGGGCCGUGUGAACACUGUGGGAUUGUGCACACCGCCCUGAUCCCCGACGCCUGCAGAGGGGGGAAGACGGAAAGCAGUGACGACGAGCUCCUUCUGCUCUGCUAACGGCUAACAGGCUAACUGAUGUCCUACAAUCAGCUAACGUGCUAACAGAUGUCCUAACAAAAGCUAAUGUGGUGACUGAACGCUAAUAUGGUACCUGGCUUCAUCACUAGCUAACUAGCAGGCUUACACUACAAAUCUUUCCCUGACACCUGAAACUCCAACUAGCCAACAUGCUAACUGUUGGCCUGGACUAUGAACAGCCAGCUGGUUAACUUUCACCUGGACUACAGCUACACCUGUUAGCAUGUUAGCUGGAUCAACAGUUCCGUAAGAGAUGUCGGUACAAUUCUAAAACUCUCCUGGUCUGUCCCAUAAGACGCGCCCUGCUUCCUGCUCGUUGGUAUGACUGUAAACUGUGACUCCUGGCCGGUGGAACUCUUUAAAAGGUCCCCCUUUGUGCUGUCGAAUGGAACUGUGAGAAUGACAAGGGUCAUGUGACUUGUGCUGGUAGUUACAGUAAGCUACAGUUAGCUACCCGCAGGCUAGUAUAAUGCUAGGCUAAUCCACAGAACAGGGUGGGGCAAUAACGUUUAAACUGGUGUGAUACUAAUCCAGACUCACCAGUACGUAAUCCACCAGGUGUCCCCAAGGUGUCCCGGUUCUACAUAAACCGUUACAGAUCUGAUCCUCGGAAACCCGUUUAUAAUGUUUACAUCUGUAACUCAUCAGCAGUCUGCUGCGAGGGAACAUGUUCCUGAUUAAUGAUAACAUAUUGUACGUUAUUAAUAAUAAAAAGUGUCGUCAUGCCGACAGUCAACCUGUAUAAAAUCCAAUAAACAAACCAGUACGUCACUCUGUCACUGUGCACAGAGUACACUCUGUACACACUGUACACACUGUACACACUGUACACACUGUACACACUGCCGAGUACACACUGUACACACUGUACACACUGCAGAGUACACACUGUACACACUGCAGAGUACACACUGCCGAGUAUACACUGCAGAAUACACACUGCCGAGUAUACACUGCUGAGUAUACACUGUACACACUGCAGAGUACACACUGUACACACUGCCGAGUAUACACUGCAGAAUACACACUGCCGAGUAUACACUGCUGAGUACACACUGUACACACUGCAGAGUACACACUGUACACACUGCAGAGUACACACUGUACACACUGCCGAGUAUACACUGCAGAAUACACACUGCCGAGUAUACACUGCUGAGUACACACUGUACACACUGCAGAGUACACACUGUACACACUGCCGAGUAUACACUGCAGAAUACACACUGCCGAGUAUACACUGCUGAGUACACACUGUACACACUGCAGAGUACACACUGCAGAGUACACACUGCAGAGGACACACUGCAGAUUCCCCCCCCCUGUAUUUAUGAUCCGUCUCAGUUUUUGGUACUUGUGAGACUGAAUAUUUAUUGUUAUUAUUCUGAUGUUUGUGAAUAUGCGAUGGUUGUUGUUGUUGUUGUUGUUGUUGUGUAGCUGCAUGUGUGUGUUUUCUUUGUGAUGUUACAGAUGUUACUGCACCGACAUUAAAGUUUACCUUCUUCUGUU
Messenger RNA from Eleginops maclovinus (Patagonian blennie), 4412 nucleotides. RefSeq names its product low density lipoprotein receptor-related protein 12 (gene lrp12). The record is from RefSeq and is a predicted model, not a curated record. NCBI's taxonomy places the organism in Eukaryota, Metazoa, Chordata, Actinopteri, Perciformes, Eleginopidae. Gene Ontology annotation, cellular component: plasma membrane. Bases 315 to 2882 code for a protein of 855 amino acids. Gene Ontology annotation, molecular function: protein binding. The transcript is spliced from 12 exons.